This is a messenger RNA of Brettanomyces bruxellensis, 1125 nucleotides long. RefSeq lists its product as uncharacterized. The transcript has a single exon. NCBI's taxonomy places the organism in Eukaryota, Fungi, Ascomycota, Pichiomycetes, Pichiales, Pichiaceae. Gene Ontology annotation, molecular function: 3'-5'-RNA exonuclease activity. The record is from RefSeq and is a predicted model, not a curated record. The coding region runs from base 1 to 1125 and encodes 374 amino acids.
AUGACACUUUUGGGAUUUGAACACACUAAUCAAGCCUCCAGUGAGACAUCAUCAACAAGAUCAGGACCAAUUGGCUCUUUCUUUAGGAAUAAACAAUCCAACAAUGGGAAAAUACCAAUGAAGACGAUCACAAAACCUAAUCGAAGCACUAUAAUAAGGGUGGAAUCCUGGAAUUUGAGAAAUGAUUCUAUGCCGGACAGCGAUGAUAUAAAUAAGAGCAUCUCAAAGUUGAGACGGGAAAUCCCUUUCGAGAAAGGAAUUAAAUGGUACUCACAAUCCGAGGAGAAGCCGUGGUCAAAGAGAAGAAUUGGUGUUGCAAAUGAGGUGAUAUUCAACAGGGCCGAUCUUUUCACCGUGAAUGAAGCACUAGCUCGGCAGGUGGAAGAUUUAGACGCCUUGCUUCCGCAGAUGAGAUAUAUAGGCAUUGGACGUGAUGAUGGUACAGCAGCAGGUGAAUUCGAGGCAAUCUAUUAUGAUAGCCGUCGUUUUGAGGUUUUAGAACAGGACACUUUUUGGAUGAGCAACACUCCAUGGGUUCCAAGUAAAUAUCCUGGUGCUGGAUCAAUUAGAUCCGCCACUGUUGGACAUUUUCGGGAAAUUGCCACCGGUGUUGACUUUUGCUUAAUAAAUAUUCACCUUGAUGAACAAUCAGAUGCCCAGCGAAGACUCGGUGCAGCAAUGCUAAAACUAAGAGGUGGAUAUGAGUAUGCAAAGAACCACUGCCCGGUUCUUUUGGUUGGUGACUUUAACUCACAAAGUUCAGGGGGCAAUUCUGGUGCCUACCAGAUACUUACAGGUGCUGAAAACUAUGAUGUCAAUGAGAUGCCAAGAGAAUUUAGAGAGGCAUAUAGAAAUCCAUUUGCCGACACUUUUGUCUUUGAUGAUUUAAUGAAAUGUUGCAGGCCCGAAAGAAGGACCGGAAACUUGGCUACAUUUACAAACUUUAAGCCUGCUGGAAAAGAUUACACGAGAAUUGAUUUUCAGUUUGGCGGAAAUCCGAACUCGGAAAGACUAGACAAAAAGUGGGAUGUGGAGAUAUUUCGAAUUGGCGAAAAUUGGUUUGAUUGGUCUUAUUAUUUAUCAGAUCACCGCCCUGUGGUGUGUGAUCUAGCCAUAAGAACUUGA